UGUUGUAAUCAUCUGGACCGUCAAUCAUACGUGAUAUAAACGUGAAAGUACAUUACAAUCUGAUUCAACAGGCUGGCUACACAUGCACCUUGGUUGAUUCAACAUUAAACUAUAUAACCUCUGCGCUUCCGCGAAACACGCCGACGGCUCAACCAAUCAGCUUGAAGUACGGUGCCACCUCCUAUCUUUCACAGCAGUGUGGCUGCUGCUCUGUCGUGUGUGUAACCGUCUAGAUUAACUAGCUACGUCGUUUUUUAAACUUAUUUUAUUCAUUUAAAAUCAUGUCAGCGAUACUAUUCCUGAAAAACUUGCACCGCGUCAGCAGAGUACCUCUCAGUGUCGCUCGACCGGUCGUCGGUUGUCUGUAUCAUACCCGGAAAGGAGUCUACGGUCACCGACCCAAACAAAACCAGGGGGACACGAAGUUGCACAGUGACCCAGUCUCGUAUAUCACUGCACUCAAUCGAGACCAUGGGCUAGCACGCCUGGUGGAGGCUUACCGAGCACAUGGACACAAGGCUGCUAAAAUUAACCCUCUACUGCCUAAUGACCCAGUGGAGGACAGUGUGCCAGAGAUCAACAUGUUGACUGGAGCUGUACAAGGACCCCUGAACACAUCAGGACUGCGGCAUUUUGGUAAAGCGGAGGCGUCGGUGGAGGAGGUGAUUGGCUACCUGGAGGAGUCCUACUGUGGCCGCAUUUCCAUAGAGACCAGUCAGCUGACCAGCCUGGAGGAAAGGGAGUGGCUCGCAGACCGCUUCGAGCAGCUGAAGAAAGAGAUGUUUACUGCGGAGGAGAGGAUAAAGUUGGCCAAGCUCAUGCUGGAGUCACAGGAGUUUGAUCACUUUCUGGCCUCCAAGUUCUCCACGGUGAAGCGUUAUGGUGGUGAGGGAGCAGAGAGCAUGAUGGGAGUGUUCUACGAGAUGUUCCGUCUGUCUGCCCACAGCGGGGUGACGGACAUCGUCAUGGGGAUGCCUCACCGCGGGAGACUUAACCUCCUCACGGGGCUUCUGCAGUUCCCUCCAGAGCUGAUGUUCCGUAAAAUGCGUGGCCUCAGUGAGUUCCCAGCAGACUCUCCCUCUAUCGGCGACGUCCUCUCCCACCUCACCUCCUCUGUAGAGCUGGACUUUGGUGCUGCCCACCCCCUCCAUGUGACCAUGCUGCCCAACCCCUCCCACCUGGAGGCCAUCAACCCAGUCACCCAGGGGAAGACCCGUGCCCGCCAGCAGCUCAAACAGGAGGGAGACUAUUCCCCAGACGAGAACGCACAGCCUGGUGAUAAAGUUGUCUGUCUCCAGGUCCAUGGGGAUGCCUCAUUCUCUGGCCAAGGAAUUGUUCCGGAGACAUUCACCAUUUCACUACUCCCCCACUUCAGAGUCGGUGGGAGCAUCCACCUCAUUGUAAACAACCAAGUGGGCUAUACCACUCCGUCUGCGAGAGGGAGAUCAUCUUUGUACUGUAGCGAUGUUGGUAAGAUGGUGGGCUGUGCGGUGAUCCAUGUGAACGGUGAUGAUGCGGAUGAGGUGGUGCGAGCCACGAGGCUGGCGGUGGAGUACCAGAGACGCUUCAGGAAGGAUGUUAUUCUGGAUCUGCUCUGCUACAGACAGUGGGGACACAACGAGCUGGACGAACCCUCCUUCACUAACCCUGCCAUGUACAAGAUCAUCCGCUCCAGGAAGAGCACCCCAGACUCUUACACUGACCAGCUGAUCUCAGAGGGCCUGAUGACAGAGGAGGAGCGUGUUGCUAUCAGGACAGCCCACUACGGCAUGCUGAACGACAAGCUGACUAACAUGAUCUUCUACAGCCCUCCACCCAUGAACCUGCAGGGGCGCUGGGGAGGUCUGGAGGAGCCCCAGGCAAGGGUCACUCACUGGGACACCGGGGUGCCUGCUCCCCUGCUGCAGUACGUAGGGGCCAAAUCUGUGGAGAUCCCCGAAGGAGUCCAGCUACACAGUCACUUGGGGAAGAUGCACGUGGCGGGUCGCCUUGCGAAAGUGGAGAAUGGAACUAAUCUGGACUGGUCCACUGCUGAGGCCAUGGCGUUUGGCUCUCUGCUCUGCCAAGGGUUCAACAUUCGCAUCAGUGGGCAGGACGUUGGGAGAGGCACCUUCAGUCAGAGACAUGCCAUGAUAGUUUGUCAGGACACAAAUGAUAUAUACAUCCCCCUAAACCACAUAGACCCUGAACAGAAAGGAUUCAUGGAGGUGUGUAACAGUGCUCUGUCUGAGGAGGCCGUGCUGGGCUUUGAGUAUGGCAUGGCCAUCGCCCAGCCUAAACUCCUGCCCAUCUGGGAGGCUCAGUUUGGUGACUUCUUCAACGGAGCUCAGAUCAUCUUCGACACCUUCAUCUCCGGAGGUGAGGCUAAGUGGCUGCUGCAGUGUGGGAUGGUGAUCCUGCUGCCCCAUGGUUAUGACGGAGCCGGACCUGAACACUCCUCAUGCCGUAUAGAGAGGUUCCUACAGCUGUGUGACAGUAAAGAGGAGGGGGUGGAUGGUGACAAUGUCAACAUGGGCGUUGUCAACCCUACGACUCCAGCACAGUAUUUCCACCUGCUGAGACGACAAAUGAUACGCAACUUCCGCAAGCCGCUCAUCGUGGCCGGGCCCAAGACUUUGCUCCGAUUCUCUGGAGCAACAUCCAGUGUGGUUGACAUGGCUCCUGGUACAUAUUUCAAGCCUGUGAUUGGUGACCCCUCAGUCACACCAGCAAGUGUCCAGCGGGUGGUGUUGUGCUCAGGAAAGCACUACUAUGCCCUGUUGAAGCAGAGGGAAACGUCAGCUGCCACUCAGACCACAGCACUGAUCAGACUGGAGGAGCUGUGUCCCUUUCCUCUGGAGGCCCUGCAGCAGGAGCUGAACAAGUACACCAAUGCUAAAGAGUUCGUGUGGAGUCAGGAGGAGCCCCAGAACAUGGGCCCCUGGUCGUUUGUGGCCCCCAGGUUUGAGAAGCAGCUGGCCUGCAAGCUUCGAUUGGUCAGUCGGCCUGCUCUGCCCGCCCCGGCUGUGGGGAUCGGAGCGCUCCACCAGCAGCAGAACGAGGCCGUCCUCACCGCCACCUUCUCCUCCUGAGCCACUGGAACAACAAAAUGGAAGCUCACUCCCAACACCACUUCAUGAAGCUCCAGUAAAACCACAUGACAUCUCUAUCUUGGAAAAUCCCGACUGAAUUCAGAUCCGUUUUAUGUUUGUUUAACUUGUUUCACUGUCGUGAUUCAGUCUGGAAGCUAGGCUACCUCUUCUCAUCCUCCAUUCAAAAUGUUGUCAAAACACAAGUGCUAAAGGGCUGCUUUCAAUGUGGCGAAUUCAGUUGCUGUUUGGCGGUUCGUGGGGAUGGGUUUAGCAUUAUGAAAUGUAGUUGGAACUACAAAACAAUGUGAUAUAGACAGUCAGAAAUUGCGUAGGGCAAUUAUUAUUAUUAUUAUUAUUAUUAUUUUGUUUUAUUGUGUUCAAUUCACUAGCUGUAAGGCAUUAUUAGGUUACUGACAAAUAGCAAAACCUAAAUAUGGUUCAGAUUGAAUUACGGCAUUAGACACUAAAUUUAGAGCAUCAUUGUUUUAUACAUUGUUUUUUAAAAAUUUAUCACACAACAGCAGAGUAUUAUGAUUUGAUUUCAUUAACCUGACAUAUGACUAUCAUCUUGUUCCGUCUAUCAUCUUGUUCCGUCUAUCAUCUUGUUCAGUCUAUCAUCUUGUUCAGUCUAUCAUCUUGUUUCUUCGAGGUAGAAGAGUGUCUCAGGUUGUCAAUCAAAAGGGCUGAGGCAUUCAUCAGUGUUGUCCGCAUGAGCUGCUGUAGAUUUUCUACUGUUUUCAAUGUCAGCCUCAACAUCAGUUUGUUAUAAUAAAAUGUCAAAAUACUGUUAAAGUGUGAAAUUUAAACUUCAAAAUAUUAUUUUGUGUAUUUUUGUUUGUGUGUAGAAAUCCAAAGAUUUUCAUUGUGUUUAAAUUGUGAAAAAACACCAAGCGAACAACUACUGCACAAAUGUGCCUUUCAGCACCACGGCUAUUUAAUAUUUCUUUAGGAAAGUUAGGGCUGCUAUUUCUCUACAAAUUAGUCCAAUUAAAAUAUUAAUCCCAUCUCA
Messenger RNA from Oncorhynchus mykiss (rainbow trout), 4080 nucleotides. RefSeq names its product 2-oxoadipate dehydrogenase complex component E1. Gene Ontology annotation, molecular function: thiamine pyrophosphate binding; oxidoreductase activity, acting on the aldehyde or oxo group of donors, disulfide as acceptor. Lineage: Eukaryota; Metazoa; Chordata; Actinopteri; Salmoniformes; Salmonidae. The record is from RefSeq and is a predicted model, not a curated record.